Auxenochlorella protothecoides is the source of this 1881-nucleotide messenger RNA. Its product is annotated as putative ATP-dependent RNA helicase ddx3. NCBI's taxonomy places the organism in Eukaryota, Viridiplantae, Chlorophyta, Trebouxiophyceae, Chlorellales, Chlorellaceae. The transcript is spliced from 6 exons. The record is from RefSeq and is a predicted model, not a curated record. Bases 1 to 1881 code for a protein of 626 amino acids. Gene Ontology annotation, molecular function: nucleic acid binding; ATP binding.
AUGGGUGUCGACUACCUCGCGCGGAAAUCCGCGAAGAAGGAUCGCAAGAGGGCAGGGAAGGAGGGCAAGGUGCCCCGCUCCCGCUCGAGGACGGGCCCCAGGCGAUUAUGUCGAGGAGUCUGCUUCCAGGAGCCGGUCCUCCAGGCCGCCGACCUGGAAGAAGAGGAAACCGGGCCACUGGCUCCCUCCGCCUCCGCCCCCCCUCCCAAGCAUGAGUCCCUGGAGAGCCGGAUAGCCACCCAGCUGACGUCCGAGCCGGUUCCUGCCGCGCCCCGGGUCGAGACACCGCGCCAGGCGGCCCCCAAGCGCCGGAAGAUGUCCACCAGCGUGGCCCUGCCCGUGCGUGUGGAGCACAGCGAGGCGGAGCGGCCGCUGCCGCAAGCCGCCCAGGGCGCCCCCACGCCGCCCAGCGCGGCGCUGGCGCAGCUGCCCCCCCUCUUCCAGCGCUACAUGGCCUCGAAAGGGUUCGCGGAGCCCACCCCGGUGCAGGACCAGACAUGGGCGCCGCUGCUGGCAGGCCGCGAUGUGCAGGCCGUGGCCGAGCCCGGCGCUGGGAAGACGCUGACGUUUCUGCUGCCUGCCGCGGCGCUGCUGGAGAAGGGGGCUGCCAAGGUCCCUGCUGCGACGGCGACGGUGCUGGUCCUGGAGCCGACGCGUGAGCUGGCCCAGCAGGUGGGCCUGGUCUGGAAGGACCUGGCGCAUCUGACAGGGGCUCAAGCCGCCGUCAUCCACGGCGGCGUACCUAAGCAAGAGCAUGUGCGUGGGGAGGGCCUUGGAGGGGUGGUCUUUGUGCUGGGUGCACUUUCGGAGACGGAGGAAGAUGAGGUAGCCGCCAUCAAGUCCAAGCCCCAGGUGGUCAUCGCCACGCCAGGACGCUUGUUGGACCUCGUGGACAGCGGGGCACUGAGCCUGAGCAGCGUGCGGUACCUGGUGCUGGACGAGGCCGACCGCAUGCUGGGCAUGGGCUUUGCGCCGCAGCUGGACCGCCUGCGCGGCUGCCUGCCCGCCGCCGCCCCGCCCCAGGUUUCGCUCUUCACGGCCACGCUGCCAGAGGGCGUGGCCGGCGUGGCCGCCUCUUGGCUGCGCGACCCGCUGUGUGUCUCCGCCGGCCCCUCCGCCGCCUCCAUCUCGCACAGCGUGACCCAGGUGGUGCAGAUCCUGGUGGCCUCAGAUGUCGCGGCGCGGGGGCUGCACAUCCGCAACCUGCCCUACGUCGUCAACUACGACUUCCCGGGGAACCUGGAGCAGUACAUCCACAGGGUGGGAAGAACAGGGCGGCUGGCGACCGACGGCCACGCCUUCUCCUUCUUCACGCGGGAGCUGGCGCCGCUGGCGGCCCCGCUCAUCGAGCUGCUGGAGGCGCACGACGCCGACCUGGACCCCAACCUGCUGCUGGUGGCCAAGGCGUACGCGGUGGUCAAGGAGAAGCUGGGCGAGGCAGAGCGGCCGCGCAGCGAGGACGUGCUGGGGGAGCUGGGGCUGAAGGCCCGCAAGAAGAAAGGGCGGCGCGAGGCUGACGAGGUUGCGGGCGGCCAGGCUGGGCAGGAGGCGCAUGGCGGCGAGGCCGUUGCCGGGCAGGGGCCAGUCGAGCCCGCCGCCCCUGCUCCUGCUUACAUCCCGGCCAAGGCCUUCAAGGGCGCCAGGCAGGGGUAUGUGUUUGGCAACCGGGCUUCGGGACUGGGAUACCACCUGGACACAGCGGCGGCCCCGGUGCAAGGCAAGAGGUCUUCUGGCCCGCCCGCCACCUCCCGACGGCCGGUGGGAGGCGCGGCGCCGGGCGACGCCGAGGUCCGAGUCGAGGCUGCCGUCGUGAAGCGGAAGAAAGCGCUGCCGGGGCGUCUGCGCAAGAAGCUGGCGGCCUCUGCUGCGCCGGCAUUAUAA